This is a messenger RNA of Penicillium pulvis, 1889 nucleotides long. RefSeq names its product arylsulfatase. The transcript has 2 exons. The record is from RefSeq and is a predicted model, not a curated record. Lineage: Eukaryota; Fungi; Ascomycota; Eurotiomycetes; Eurotiales; Aspergillaceae. Gene Ontology annotation, molecular function: arylsulfatase activity. Bases 30 to 1889 code for a protein of 619 amino acids.
ACUUCAAUUGACAUCUACAUCAAUUUACAAUGACGACGAAACGCCCCAAUUUUAUGGUGAUUGUCGCCGAUGACCUGGGUUUCUCCGACGUGGGCUGCUUUGGUGGCGAGAUUCGUACCCCUCACAUUGACAAAAUCGCAGAGGAGGGGUUGCGAUUUACUGAUUUCCAUGCGGCGGCAGCAUGCUCUCCCACUCGCGCCAUGAUCAUGACUGGCACCGAUCACCACAUCGCAGGCCUGGGUAACUUGAUCGAAUGGACCAACAUUUCCGGACAGAAUGGCCCCAAGGGAUCUGCGAUGAGUACGGCCCCGCAGCGUGGUAUGCCAGGAUAUGAGGGGUACCUGAAUGAACGCGUGGUCGCGCUUCCCGAGGUGCUGCGGGAUGCGGGGUACCACACCAUGUUAUCUGGCAAGUGGCAUCUGGGCCUGACACCCGAACGUUCUCCUCACAAGCGUGGUUUUGUUCGCUCAUUCGCCCACCUUCCUGCCUGCUCCAACCACUAUGCCUUCGAGCCCCAAUUGCGCGAUAAUGACGAUAUUCCCACUUUCAUCGAGGCCAGUUACAUUGCAUUGCACAGUGAGGAUGGAGAGUAUGUGCGCCAGCUUCCCGAGGGCUGGUACUCGUCAGACGGCUAUGGAGACAAGAUGAUUGACUUUCUGCGCGAAUGGAAAGAAUCCGGUGGCAGUGCUGGACCGGAUGGAAAUGGAGAUCGCCCCUUCUUUGGUUACCUGCCUUUCACAGCGCCCCAUUGGCCACUUCAGGCACCGCGUGAGUACAUCGACCACUACCGCGGAGUCUACGAUGAGGGUCCCGAUGCUCUGCGUCAAAAGCGCUUGCAGCGCCUGAAGGAGCUGGGUAUGAUUCGCGACGAUGUAGAGGCGCACCCUGUCGUUGCCGACGAGAUCAAAGACUGGGAUGAAUACACCGACGAAGAGAAGAAAAAAUCCUGCGUAUCAAUGGAAGUCUUCGCUGGAAUGGUGGAGUGUAUCGAUGCCAACGUGGGCAAGGUGGUUGAGUACCUGCGCUCAAUUGAUGAGCUAGACAAUACAUUCGUUUGCUUUAUGUCCGACAAUGGUGCGGAGGGCGCCGCCUACGAGGCCUACCCCAUGGUGCAAAACGGCGUCAUGCCCCACCUACAAAAGUAUUACGACAACAGCCUUGAGAACCUGGGUGCUGGAAACUCGUUCAUCUGGUACGGUCCGCGCUGGGCGCAGGCCUCCACAGCUCCCUCGCGUCUCUACAAGGCCUAUACAACUGAGGGUGGAGUACGAGUCCCCUUCACUUGCCGCUUCCCCAAGAACAUCAACCUCAACCCCGGCGAUUCAACCGCCGCUAAGGGCGGUAUCACCGAUCAAUUUUCCACAGUCAUGGACCUGGCACCCUCAAUCCUGGAUAUGGCCGGCGUCAAGCACCCUGCACCAACAUACCAAGGGCGCGAAGUUGUCUCCAUGCGUGGUCGUAGCUGGCAUCCCUGGGCUACCGGCCAGGAAGAGCGCAUCCACCCGAAAGAUUUUAUCCAAGGCUGGGAAACCUGUGGUCGAGCUGCACUCCGCUGUGCGGACUGGAAGAUUGUCUUCAUCCCCAAGCCCAAGGGACCCGAGAAAUGGCAGCUGUACAACCUCGUUGAGGACCCUGGUGAGAUCCAUGAUCUUGCGGACCAGGAGCCGGAGAAGAUGAAGACUCUUCUUAAGCUUUGGGAUCAGUAUGUUCUUGAGACGGGUGUUAUUCCUCUUUGCCCUGAUCUAGGUGCCUUCUUGGAGGCAACUGAGGCUCAGAUGCCGGAGAAUGCGUGGAUGGAGUUUGAUUACUGGAAGACUGGUGCGAGAGAUGAACCUGAGAAGUUUACUCGGGAACCUCCUCGCUUUCAGCGGAGUGUUCAGCAGUGGUAG